AUGACUUAUUCUGAUACAUUUAGAAAUACUUUUGUGGUUGACCUUCUUGAGUUGGCUGGUUUGGUUAAAGUUAGCAGCAAUUUUGUGCCACAGCCUUCCAAGCCUGUGAAGUCUGGUCUGUCAAAUGUUUCUCUUGAUAAGGAAGAGGAUAGUGAUAACGAGGCUGAGCCUACUACAGUAAGAGAUGAAGAGUUGACUAUUGGUGAUGAGAAGAAAGAGGAUGAAGAGGAAGAAGGAGUUGCUGCUCCUCCCGAUCCAUUUUUGGUUGACUGGAAUGGUCCUGAUGAUCCUGAAAACCCUCAAAACUGGCCUUCUUGGAAGAAGGGCAUUACUGUGUUUCAAGUGAUGCUUUUGACUUGUGCUACUUAUAUGGGCUCGUCUAUUUAUACUCCUGGUCAGGAAGAAAUCCAAGAACAGUUUGGUGUUGGCCAUGUUGCUGCUACUCUUAAUCUUUCUGUUUAUGUUUUUGGUUACGGUCUUGGUCCUAUGAUCUUCUCUCCUCUAUCUGAGGAAGUCAAGAUUGGCAGAAACCGUCUUUACAUUGUGACUUUGUUCCUCUUUUUCAUAUUUCAAAUUCCUGCUGCUUUGGCUACUAAUCUUGGUGGUCUUAUUGUAGUCCGAUUUAUUGCCGGAUUUUUGUCGAGUCCUGCUAUUUCUACUGGAGGUGCUACUCUUGGUGAUUUUGUUUCUAGUGAAAAGCUUCCCCUGUUGAUCGGUGCUUGGGCUUGUGGUGCUGUAGCUGCUCCAUCUGCUGCUCCUCUUCUUGGUGCUGCUAUGACUGUUGCCAAGAACUGGCGUUACACCUUCUGGCUGUUGCUUGCUAUCUGUGCUUUUACUUUCCUUGUUAUGUCUUUCUUCUUUUCUGAGACUCUUCCUGCUAAUGUUUUACAUAGGCGUGCCAAUCGUAUUCGCAAGGAGACUGGCGAUGACCGUUAUUACACUGUUGCUGAGCUUGCUCAACAAGGUAAAGACUGGCCUUCUACUAUCAAGGAGAGUCUAUGGCGUCCUUUGGUUUUGAUAAUUACUGAACCUGGUGUGCUUGCAAUGGAUUCGUAUAUUGCUUUGGUGUACGGAUGUUUCUACCUUUUCUUUGAAGCUUUCCCAAUUGUUUUUGUUGGUAUCUACGACUUUAGUUUGGUUGAGCUUGGAACUGCUUAUGUUGGUUUCAUUGUAGGAUGUGCCAUGGCUUAUGGAGUUCUUUUGGCCUUUAUGGUUGUUAUUGUCAAGCCCCGUAUUAUGGCUGCUAAGUUUGUUCCUGAACAUUUCUUGAUUCUUGCCAUGUGGGUCUGUAUGCUCUUGCCAUUCUCUCUCUUCUUGUUUGGAUGGACUGCCAAGGUUCACUGGAUUCUUCCUGUCAUUGCUGAAGUUUUCUUUGUUAUUGGUACUUUCAACCUCUUCCAAUGUGCCUUUGGUUACCUCGCUAGCAGCUAUCCUCGUUACAUUGCCUCUGUAUUUGCUGGCAAUGCCUUGGUUCGUUCCACCUUUGCUAGUGCAUUCCCAUUGUUCGGUCAAGCUAUGUACAAUGGAUUGGCCAUUGACGGAUAUCCAGUUGCAUGGGGCUCCAGUUUAGUGGGCUUUGUCACUCUUGCCAUGGCUGCCAUUCCAUUUGUUCUAUACAAGUAUGGACCAGCUCUUAGAGGAAAGUCUCAAUACGCCAAUUAA
Messenger RNA from Sugiyamaella lignohabitans, 1662 nucleotides. It is a transcript of the gene FLR1, whose product is annotated as Flr1p. Gene Ontology annotation, biological process: xenobiotic detoxification by transmembrane export across the plasma membrane. NCBI's taxonomy places the organism in Eukaryota, Fungi, Ascomycota, Dipodascomycetes, Dipodascales, Trichomonascaceae. The coding region runs from base 1 to 1662 and encodes 553 amino acids. Gene Ontology annotation, molecular function: fluconazole transmembrane transporter activity. The transcript has a single exon. The record is from RefSeq and is a predicted model, not a curated record.